Pipistrellus nathusii (Nathusius's pipistrelle) is the source of this 543-nucleotide messenger RNA. The record is from the annotation of a GenBank genome assembly. NCBI's taxonomy places the organism in Eukaryota, Metazoa, Chordata, Mammalia, Chiroptera, Vespertilionidae.
AUGGAGAGACUCCCCUCCAGGCUGAUGCUGAUCCUGGCCCUUUCCAGAGCGUUGGAGCUGCAGUUGGUUGCUGGGCCGGGCCACUGCGGACGUCCCUCACCGGGAGGCCUGGUGGUCCCAGCGGGCAGCCUCCGGCCCCAGGGGGAGCCCGCGAUUCGUCACUGGCCUCUCCAGGGGGCACCACUCAUGAGAACCCAGGACAGUAAGGAGCUCAACAAGACCUGCUGCCUGAACGGGGGGACCUGCAUGCUGGGGUCCUUCUGUGCCUGCCCCCCCUCCUUCUAUGGACGGAACUGUGAGCACAACAAGCACAGAGAGAACUGCGGGUCCGUGCCCCACGACACCUGGCUGCCCCGGAAGUGCUCCCUGUGCAAGUGCUGGCACGGCCAGCUGCGCUGCUUCCCCCAGACGUUCCUGCCGGGCUGUGAUGGCCACGUGAUGGAUGAGCACCUGGCGGCUGCCAGCGCCCCGGGACCGACGCCGUCCGCAGGCACCGCGCUCCUGCUGGCUGGCACCUGCCUCGCUUUGCAAAGUUCGCAUUAG